GUCCUUCUCCAACAGAUGUGAUCCACACUGUGGGCCCAGUGGCCCGAGGUCACGUGGGCCGUACAGAGUCUGAUGACCUCGCCUCAUGCUACGAGAAUUCUCUCAAGCUGAUGGAGGAACACCAUUUGAGCACAGUGGCCUUCCCAUGUAUAUCAACUGGCAUCUAUGGCUUCCCCAAUGAGCCUGCAGCUGAAAUUGCUCUGAACACAGUAAAGAGUUGGAUUGAAAAGAAUCCUGAUAAGAUUACACGGGUCAUAUUCUGCGUCUUCCUCGAGACUGAUUUUGCCAUCUACAAGAAAAAAAUGUCCCAGGUCUUUCAAGACAAUGACAUGGAGUUUACAGAAGAGCAGGUGAAGGGAGGUAACACACCAUCAUCCGAACAAAGUGAAGACAGAGAUAAAGACGAAGACAGUGAUGAAGAAGUGGACAAUGUUGCUGUGGAACAUGCAGAUGUGGAGAUGCAGAGUCAAAAACAAGAUGUAGAUUCAGAGCAGCCAAAGCAAGGACAGGAUGAAGAUGAAACUGAUAACCAAGCCAUUGAUGAUGAAAAAUGCAAAGAAGAAAAAGGCAUCAACAGUGAUGAAGACAAAACCAUUGACAACAACAAAGGCAAAGACGAUGUCAAAGAAGAAGAAGAACAACAACCUGCUGCACAGUCAGAAGAAGACAACACACAAAUGUCCACAGUGGAGAUGGAAGAAGACAUGCAGGGUCGUGUGAUGAGCUCACAAGAAGUUGAUUCUGUUCCAAGUGACAGCCUUCAGUCCAAAGACCCUGUUGAGAAGAAAGAAUGACCGGCUGACGGAAGGACAAUCAACCUUAUCUGACAGCCAGCAAACUGUGCGAAGGCCAAACACGCUGGUGUCAGACCGGCCCGUGGCAGUAUGGGCUUUGACACCAGCACAGGACAACCAUUUACACCCAAAAUGCUUAUAUUCCUUAUAAUUUCACCUUUUUCUGCUUUUUGUUCUGAGGUUUCUCAUACCCAAAGUAAGUAAGUAUAAAACCCUGCUCUAGGACUUGAACAUAUCAACCAGAAAAAUACGAGCCAUAACACACUGUGUUUUAAGAGUCAUGCACCUUGUUGCCAGCUGAGGGAGAUGAGAUGGAAAAACUAGGUUCAGUUCUCAUUAUUAGAUCUAAACUCGCUGUGAGAGCUCUGUGUCAGCUGUCACUGAACAACAGCCACGCCUCCUCUCCAUCGAGACUUCAAGCUGGCUGAUGCUUAACAUCAAUCAUCUUCUUGUUCUGGGCAAAGUAAAUUUAAAUACCGCCGUGACAGUCAUGGCAUUAAACAGUGGCAUUUGUCGCCUCUUUAGAGUGUGACAGGGAAACCUGCCAUGUCUCCUCACAAUGCGCUGCAGCUCUAACUCCACUGUUAAGUCAAAUCUGCUGAUGCCUGUAGCCAGGCCAGGGUGUCUCCCAGGUGGCGUGAUGAUGUCUGAUCCCACCCAAUCUCAACAGCUCCUGUAUGUAACUGCAACUUAAUUUAACCAUCAGCACCCACACUGACUAAAGGAUACGAGUGUCUUUUAAGAUUUUUUUUUUUCCCCCUCUUCCCUCUUUCUUUGCCAUAUUUAGUGCAUGCCAGAAUUGCUUUGAACUUUACCGACACAAACAGGAAUUGCAGUCCCUGCUUGUCUCAGUUGACCAUGCAAUGGUUAAUACUGGCUGUUAACAAUUUGGGUUGUUUUCUGAAUCAGGUUUAUAAAUGUUUAGUUUCCAUUAAACUGAUCAUGAAUUAUUUUUAGUGGUGCCAUACUAAAGACAAGAAAAAUUACACUUCUAUGAAAUGAUGCCUUCAUACUUUGUUUGCUUUGCUAAUCUCUAACAGAAAUGACUAAUAAAAGUUUUAAGGUG
Molecule: messenger RNA, 1860 nt
Organism: Thalassophryne amazonica
Lineage: Eukaryota; Metazoa; Chordata; Actinopteri; Batrachoidiformes; Batrachoididae
Gene: macrod2
Product: mono-ADP ribosylhydrolase 2
Exons: 12
Coding region: 111-794 (227 amino acids)
Biological process (GO): purine nucleoside metabolic process; DNA damage response; peptidyl-glutamate ADP-deribosylation
Cellular component (GO): nucleoplasm
Molecular function (GO): ADP-ribosylglutamate-[protein] hydrolase activity
Source: RefSeq, a predicted model, not a curated record